UUGGGAUCAUAUGACUCCCAUUCGUUACACAACAGCUCUCAGGUGACGGGAUCAGAGGUGCCUUUCCCAGAUCCCAGCACUUCUGGAACAGCUGGGUGACCUUGCCCAGAAUUCCCAACUCUCCUGAGCGAGCAGAAAUCAUGGAGCUCUUCCCCUGCCUCAUCCUUGCUUGGGUUUUGGGAAUGUGGCGUUACAGGUGGAAAAGUGGAUUAUUUUGCCAGCAUACUUUGGAAAAGUUGUGUUUCUGAAGCGGGUGAUGGGACUGGAGCUUUCUCAGGAAUAUUCUUGUGUCACGCGAGGAGGAGCUAACCAGUUAUUCCAGAGGAGUUUGCUUUGCUCUCUUGGAUCCAGAUGGAAGAACCUGACAUUUGAUGAGUUUUUGGGAUAUUGCCGAGGUCUUUACGUGCUUCCUAAACCACUUCCAACCUGGCCUUGGACACUUCCAGGUUUAUCUGGAUCGUGGAUUGGGCAACUCUGAGCAUAAGCGUGGCUGUUGCGGCAUUCCCGGCGUGAUAUCCUUGGGAUGUUCCACCUGGAUGAGAGGUAGAAGAGCUGGGAGCGAAUAGGACAGCACAGGUGGCAUCAGAUGAUCCCUGAGGUCCUUCCCAACCCUGUGAGCCUGGUGGGAUGUGGCCAGAUCCCGAUUUCCUUGGUAGAACGGGAUGGGAUGGAGUCUGGAAUGAGGUGGAUUCUGGCGGGGGAUGGAGACAUCUAACUGGAAUUUGCAGGAAUCUGGGAGGAUGGAUACGCUGAGGAACCGGACAGUGGAGGAGCUCCGGGAGCUGCAGGAGGAUUCCCAGGAGAUUGAGCGCUUGGCUUUGGAAUCCCAGGAGGUUCAGGAGCUCCAGCUGGAAAGGGAGAUGGCCCUGGCUGCCAACCGGAGCUUGGCCGAGCAGAACCUGAAAUUCCAGGUGCCGCUGGAGACGGGGCGCAGUGACCUCUCCAAGAAAUACCAGGAGCUGCAGGAGCUGGCUGGGAGGUGCAGGGAGCAGAAGGAAAAGCUGGAGAAAUUCUCGGCAGCGCUGCAACCUCAGACUUUGCUGGAUCUUCUCCAGGUGGAAAGCCAGAAGAUUGAAGAGGAAUCUGAGAAAAUGGCUGAGAAAUUCCUGGAGGGCGAGGUGCCCCUGGAGACGUUCCUGGAGCAGUUUUCCGGGAUGAGGAAGUUGUCCCACCUGCGCCGGGUCCGGGUGGAGAAGCUGCAGGAGAUCGUGAGGAAGUCGGAGGGAUCCCAGGAGCGCACCAGGGACUCUCAGCCUCCUGUUCCUCCUCCUCCUCACGUUCCCACAGAUCCACCAAAGCCCUUCCCAUCGGGAUCUCAGGCCUUCCCUCUGCCCUACAGCCCGGCCCCGACCCUUCCGCCUGGCCCCGCAGCCCACGGAGCGCUGCCUGCCGCCCCUUUCCCGGGAUCUCCAGCCGUCGUGGCACACGUGGCUUCCUCCCAGCCCAGCUCCCAGCCCGCCUUUCCCUACCCGCUGCCUCCAGCUCCCGGGUAUCCAGCGGCUUCCGCAGCUGACUCUGCGCCAGGCUAUCCCAAAUCCACCUCGGCGGGCUUUUCCUGGUCUCCAUCCCGGGGCCCACCACAGCCCUUGCCCUAUCCUGCUCCCCAUCCCUCUCCUCCCCCUGCCAGACCAGGAUACCCUCCCUACAUCCCACCUGGAGCAGGGAGACCGCAGUGUCCAUACCCCACUCAGCCCCCUCUCCCGAAUUUCCCGAUCCCAACGCAGGCUCCCUAUCCCGGGCCUCCACCACCCUUUGGAUACCCCCCGCCUCCGAACCCUCAGCGUCCUCCUACCUGGCCUGGAUACUAAUCCAGGGCUUCUGAGGAACACCCUGUGCUGAUUCCUCCUUUUUCUGGGGACUGAGGAAGGGGAGGGAUCCCAGAGUGUUGCUCCUGGGUCCGUCGGUGCAAAGGAAUUAGACGGGAUAAGAAUCGGGCUCCGGAGGUCGGAGCAAGAGGUAGAGCCAGACCGGCAGAAAUCCAGAGACGAGAAACCUUGGAGCACCUUCCAGUGCCUAGAGUGGCUCCAAAAGAACUGGACAAGGACUUGGAGUGAUGGGAUAAUGGGGAACGGCUUCAGACUGUUAAAGGGUGGGUUUAGAUGAGAUUCGGGAAGAAAUCUUCCCUGUGAUGGCAAUGACAUCCUGGAGUGAUGGAUUACCCAGGGAAGUCAUGGCUGCUCCAUCCCUGGAAAUUUCCGAGGCCAGGCUGGACAGGGCUUGGAGCAACCUGGGUUAGUGGAAAGGGAUUGGAAGUGGCUGAUCCCUAAGAUCCCUUUCCACCCAAACCAUUCCAGGGCUGUCAGUG
Molecule: messenger RNA, 2305 nt
Organism: Ficedula albicollis (Collared flycatcher)
Lineage: Eukaryota; Metazoa; Chordata; Aves; Passeriformes; Muscicapidae
Gene: VPS37C
Product: VPS37C, ESCRT-I subunit
Exons: 7
Coding region: 702-1808 (368 amino acids)
Biological process (GO): ubiquitin-dependent protein catabolic process via the multivesicular body sorting pathway; protein targeting to membrane; protein targeting to vacuole
Cellular component (GO): ESCRT I complex
Source: RefSeq, a predicted model, not a curated record